AAUAAUCAUUUAUAUUAUUUAUAAACAAUUUUUGUGCAUUAACUUAUAUAAAAAAUUGGAUUCAAAAGAUAAAGAUAAGUACUUGAUUUCACUUAGUUAUCUAUAAUAUGUAUCGUUAUUAUUCGUUAUAUUUUCAUUAAAAAUGCCUAAAAAACGAAAAUCAAACUUGAGUUCAUCAUCAGCCAAAGCAAGAAGCAACAAACUUCUUCGCCUAUCUGAAACUCAAUGUGAACGAGAGGAGAGACUGAAAAUUCAGAAAGAAAGGAAAAGUAAUUUACGAGCUAAUGAAACACCAGAACAAUCUGAAAUUCGCCUUGCUUCUGAUAGAAUGCAACAUGCUAAUAAGAGGAAAGUCGAAUCAGAGAUAGCUUAUGAAAGAAGAUUGGCGGAUGAUCGUGCACGCCACCUUAUUACAUAUCAUAAUGCAUCUGAUGAACGACGUAUCCACCGAUUAUCACGUGAUCGUCAACAGCACACUAUUGCACGCAAUAACGAAUCAGAUGAACAUCGUAAUCAGAGAUUGACUCACGAUCGUGAACACCAUACUUUAUCUCGCUCACAGGAAUCUAUAUUUGAUCGUGAAACUCGCCUAAUGAUCGACCGAGAACAUCACGCUCUUCAGCGACGAUCAGAAUCUGCAUUCAAACGCGAUGAAAGUAGAGCUGCAGCUAGAAAUAGAUACUACAGGUUAAAGAAGAAAAAAGAAGCAAAUUUUAUGAUGGAAAACGAAAGAAUUUCGGCUCUUCGUGAAUCAGAGUUUAACGACAGACGAACAGAAAGAUUGUCUUUGGAUCGCCAAUGGCAUACCGUCCAUAGACAGUUAGAAUCUGAUUCAGAACAUCAGCAACGAUUAAAUGCUGAUAAGAAUAGACAAACUCAGAGACGAAAUAUCCGUUGGCAAUCAAAAUUGAAUAGUGGUUUCUCCUACGAUCCGUCUAUUAAUUACAAACAGGAAUCUGAUGUUGGUCCAAUGACUAAGGUUUGUAAUUACUGUAAUGCAUUAAAGUGGGUCGGUGAAUCUGUUGGAUUAUGCUGUUCAUCAGGUAAAAUUCGAUUAACACCUUUACUUGAACCUCCCGAACCUUUAAAAUCUCUGCUGGAUGGAAAACACGUUCAAUCAAAAUCAUUUUUGAACGCUGUAAGGUCUUACAACAAUGCUUUUCAGAUGACUUCAUUCGGUGCAAAUAUUGUAUCUGAGGGAAACUUUAUGCCGACUUUUAAAAUCCAGGGACAAGUAUACCAUUUAAUUGGUUCAUUGUUUCCUGAAAGUGAUCAACCUUCAAAAUUUUUACAGAUAUAUUUUAUAGCUGAUUAUAAUGAGCAAAUUAAACUUCGAAUGUCCUAUAAUAAUAAUUUAAAUAAAAAUCUCAUAACAGACCUACAAAAUAUGCUCCUUCAAGUAAAUCCUUAUGUGCAUGACUUUAAAUCGGCUUUAGAAUCUAUUCCACUCGAAAACAAAGAUAAUUAUCAAUUAGUAAUCAAUGCAGACCGUAAACCAAUUUCCGAUCAUAAAGGCCGGUAUAAUAAGCCUUCUACAAAUGAAGUAGCUGUAGUGUUAGUUGAUCAAGAGUGUCAAAAGAGAGAUAUUGUUCUAUCUUUGCGUACAGGAGAUCUUCAAAGAAUAAGUGAGACUCACCGGUCGUAUGAUGCCCUUCAAUAUCCACUUAUAUUUUGUCGUGGAGAAGACGGCUAUAAUUUUAAUAUAUUUCAUUCUGGACAACAAGCAGAAGACACGAAUAAAAAAAUUUCAGCUUUACAAUUUUACUGCUACAGACUUAUGAUGAGAUCUAAUGAGUUUAAUAAUUUACACCGUUAUCGUCAAAUUUCAAAUCAAUUUUGGGUUGAUAUGUAUGCGAAAAUUGAAACCGAGCGAUUGUCAUUUAUAAGAAAUAGUCAAAAACAACUUAGAGCCGAAAACUAUAUUCACUUACAAGAUGCUUUGCGCGUUGAAAAGUGGCAGAAACGAGGUCUUCCUCAUGCUCAUAUUCUCUUAUGGCUUGAAGAUAAAGUAACACCUAAUAGAAUAGAUAGUAUUAUAAAAGCAGAAUUUCCUAAUCCUCAGGAGGAUUUAGAUUUAUAUAAUAUUAUUAAAAAACAUAUGAUUCAUGGACCAUGUGGAAUAAUUAAUUCAAAAUCUCCGUGUAUGAAAGACAAUCGUUGUAGUAAACGAUUUCCGAAAGCAUUUGUAAAUGAAACGAUAACUGGAGAGGAUGGCUAUCCAUCUUACCGGCGGAGAUCAACGGAAGCGGGAGGAUUUGUCGCUCAAGUUAAGGUAAAUGGAAAUAAUAUAGAAGUAGAUAAUCGUUGGAUCGUCCCUUAUUCACCAGUAUUAUCCCGAACUUUUGAAACACAUUUAAAUGUCGAGUAUUGUAGCAGUGUGCAAUCUAUAAAAUACAUUUGUAAAUAUGUGAAUAAAGGAAGUGAUCAAGCAACGUUUGGACUUAAAAAUGAAAACGAUGAGAUAACGAAAUACCAAUCUGAGAGAUACAUUAGUACCUCAGAAGCAACUUGGCGUAUAAUGUCUUUCCCAAUACAUGAGAGAUUUCCUCCCGUGGUUCACUUGGAUGUUCAUUUAGAAAAUGGACAGCGAGUAUAUUUCAACACAGAAAAUGUUAUUGAUCAAAUUACUAAUCCCAAAAACACAACAUUAUUGGCCUAUUUUCAAUUAUGCCGAGAGGAAAUUUUCGCAAAGACACUUUUAUAUGACGAAGUACCUGCAUAUUAUAUAUUUGAUAAACAAUCUAAAGUAUUCAAGAGGAGGAAAAGAGGAAAUCCUGUUGAAGGUUAUCCUGGUAUUUUUAAAGAACACGUUAUUGGAAGAGUAUACACAAUUCAUCCUGGUAAUACAGAGUGUUAUUUCUUACGUCUAUUACUUCACACCGUUAGAGGCCCAACAUCUUUUAAAGAUAUAAGAACAGUUAAUGGUGUGGUAUAUCAAUCAUAUCAAGCAGCUUGCAAAGCUCUUGAUCUUAUUGAAGAUGACUCCCAUUGGGAUGAAACUUUAAAAGAAGCGUGUGUUACCGAUAGUCCAUUUAAACUAAGGCAACUUUUUGCAAUUAUUGUAGUAUUUUGUCACCCUUCUGACCCUAAAGAAUUAUGGACAAAGUAUAAAAAAUAUUUAUAUGAAGAUUAUGGAAGAAAAUUGAUAAGAAGUUUUCCUGAUAUUGAUUUAAAUUUACAUAAAGAAGAGCUUGAGAAUCGUUGUCUCAUAGACUUAGAAAAUACAAUUAUUUCUAUCGGGGGAAAACCUUUAGAUCAAUAUGGAAUGCCGAUACCGAAUAUUAAUGAUAAUUUUCAGAUAAACAGAGAAUAUCUAGCUGAAACAAUUAGAGGUAGUGGUAAAAUUGCGCUUGCAGUAGCAUCUUCAGGUAUCUCAGCAACCCUUUUACCUGGUGGUAAAACGGCCCAUUCCAUGUUCAAAAUACCGAUAGACAUUGACAGAUAUGAAUCACCAGUUUAUAAUAUCUCUAAGAAUAGUGAUAAAGCAAAAGUGAUGAGAGAUGCAUGCUUAAUAGUCUGGGAUGAAUGCACGAUGGCCAACAAGAAAGCAAUAGAAGCUGUUGACAGAACACUACAAGACUUACGAAACAAUACAAAAAGAAUGGGGGGCAUAACUUUUUUAUUUUCCGGUGAUUUUCGUCAGACUUUACCGGUAAUUACUCGAGGUACAAGAGCUGAUGAAGUGAAUGCAUCUCUUAAACGAUCUUAUCUAUGGAAUAAUAUUAAAAAACUAUCACUAACUGUAAACAUGCGAGUCCAUCAAGGAGGUGAUCCAAUUUCUCAAAAAUUUUCUAAUUUAUUGUUGGAUGUAGGGGGUGGAAAUAUAAACGAUGAAAAUGGAGAAGUAUCUCUGCCUGAUGAAUUAUGUUCAAUAGUACCAUCUAUAGAAGAUUUGAUAGAAAAAGUAUAUCCAGGUAUAAGAGAUAUUAAAAAUAAAGAGGACUCGUGGUUAUCAGAGAGAGCUAUUUUAUGUCCUAAAAAUGAAAUGGUAGUCCACGUUAUGAAAAUAUAA
This is a messenger RNA of Microplitis demolitor, 4012 nucleotides long. RefSeq lists its product as uncharacterized. NCBI's taxonomy places the organism in Eukaryota, Metazoa, Arthropoda, Insecta, Hymenoptera, Braconidae. Bases 143 to 4012 code for a protein of 1289 amino acids. The record is from RefSeq and is a predicted model, not a curated record. Gene Ontology annotation, biological process: DNA repair; telomere maintenance. The transcript is spliced from 5 exons. Gene Ontology annotation, molecular function: DNA helicase activity.